This is a messenger RNA of Ichthyophthirius multifiliis, 1697 nucleotides long. RefSeq lists its product as hypothetical. The record is from RefSeq and is a predicted model, not a curated record. The transcript has a single exon. Lineage: Eukaryota; Ciliophora; Oligohymenophorea; Hymenostomatida.
AUUAAAAAGUAAAAUAAAAGACUAUUUAUAAGCGCUUUUGGAGCCACAGAUAAUCCGACAAAUUAAGAUCCUAAUGUUGUAGCUAAAAAACUAGCUGACUGGGUAAAUACUUAACCAUAUAUAGACGGAAUUGAUAUUGAUUAUGAAGAUAAUGAAGCCAUGGAAUCUUAAAAAGGAGUACCAUGGUUGAUUGAAUUCACAAAAACACUAAGAAACAGUUUAAAUAAUAAAGAUAUGUAUAUAACGCAUGCACCUUAAGCUCCUUAUUUUUCGAAAAUAUAUUAUAAAGAUGGCGCAUAUGCUACAAUUCAUAAAGAAGUUGGCCAUUUAAUAGACUGGUAUAAUGUCUAAUUUUACAAUUAAGGUUAGAAUAGCUAUGAUAAUUUCAAUUAUUUAUUCAUUGAAAGUGGAAAUACCUUCAAACAAACAUCUUAUAAAGAAAUUAUUAAAUACGCAGAAGUCCCAAUUAAUAAAAUUAUUUUGGGUAAGCCAGCUUCAGCAGCAGACGUUUAUAAUACAGGGUUAACUGAUCCUUACUUCCUUGGAUAAAUUUGCAAAUAAGCUAAAGACUAACAUAAUUUAUAAGUACCAGGAUUUUUCAUCUGGUAAUUAACUAGUGAUAAAUAAUGUGACUUCAAUUAAAAUUUCUAUAAUGGGUUAAAUGGCAAAGGAAAUCCAUUAUAGCCAAAUUAACCUUCAUAACCGAAUUAACCUUCAUAACCGAAUUAACCAAGCUAGCCUACUUAUCCAGCAUAACCUAUAAUUCCUAUUUAACCAACAAAUAGAAUAUAAGAGCCUCCUUUCAAAAGCAUUGCAUAUGUUAAUAAAAUAUCUAGUUGGUAUGGUACUAAAGUAUUAGAUAAUUUAGGUAUUUAUUCAUGCUAUGAUGUAAUAAUAUUGACUUUUUGGCUUUCACACACAGGAGCUGCUGAUGCUGUUAUAUUUUAUUAAAAUAUACAUUCUUAUGUAGGAAGUGAUAUAUAUGGAAAAAGCGAUAGAGAAGUCUAAUAAUAUAUUGCUAAAGAAUUUAAAAAGUAAAAUAAAAGACUAUUUAUAAGCGCUUUUGGAGCCACAGAUAAUCCGACAAAUUAAGAUCCUAAUGUUGUAGCUAAAAAACUAGCUGACUGGGUAAAUACUUAACCAUAUAUAGACGGAAUUGAUAUUGAUUAUGAAGAUAAUGAAGCCAUGGAAUCUUAAAAAGGAGUACCAUGGUUGAUUGAAUUCACAAAAACACUAAGAAACAGUUUAAAUAAUAAAGAUAUGUAUAUAACGCAUGCACCUUAAGCUCCUUAUUUUUCGAAAAUAUAUUAUAAAGAUGGCGCAUAUGCUACAAUUCAUAAAGAAGUUGGCCAUUUAAUAGACUGGUAUAAUGUCUAAUUUUACAAUUAAGGUUAGAAUAGCUAUGAUAAUUUCAAUUAUUUAUUCAUUGAAAGUGGAAAUACCUUCAAACAAACAUCUUAUAAAGAAAUUAUUAAAUACGCAGAAGUCCCAAUUAAUAAAAUUAUUUUGGGUAAGCCAGCUUCAGCAGCAGACGUUUAUAAUACAGGGUUAACUGAUCCUUACUUCCUUGGAUAAAUUUGCAAAUAAGCUAAAGACUAACAUAAUUUAUAAGUACCAGGAUUUUUCAUCUGGUAAUUAACUAGUGAUAAAUAAUGUGACUUCAAUUAAAAUUUCUAUAAUGGGUUAAAUGGCAAAGG